AUGAGAUAUCCUACUGAUGUUGGAGAUAUUUCAAUGGGAUUCAAAGGUUGCCAGAGUAAUGAUGGAGCUUAUAUAGAUCAAAGUGUAACAAAAUUACUCGUUGGCACUUGCAAUUGCCCAUAUGUUAGAGUAGAUGAAGAUUGUAACAUAAUUGACAAUAGAGGUAUAAUGAUUGGAACUGGUCUAGAAUUGACUAAUAGAACUUAAGAUGAAUUGAUUAGCUUAGGAAUAGAUAAAAACCUUGUGAAUAAAAUAGCAUCAUUCUUAGGUAAAAAAUCAGACCCUGUAUAAUUUGUAAAAGCAAACAGACUUGAGCUUUCUGAUUCCGAUACUGAAGCACUUGACCAUACUCUACUUACUCAAGAAAUCUUAAGUCUUAAAAGCUAAUAUGAAUAGAACAUGUUUAAUGACGAGGAAAGUUAUGGAAAAGUAGAUUCUAAAUCUAAACCAGCUGUAGAUUAACUAACAAUCGGAACAAGGACAGUCCUAAAUGCAUUACAAAAAAUAUAUGGAACCCCUGCACACAACUAAUAGUAUUUAAAGCUUUGGAAUUAAGCACUGCGUUCUGAUUAUUAGUCCAUUCUUGACUACAUAAAGUCAGAAGAUUUCAUUGGAGAAAUUGUCAACCGAAAAUAUUUGAGUAAAAUACUAGAAUACUGUAUUGUUUAAAUGGCUGAGUCAUAGAAGACAAGUUUAUUAUUCGUUCUAAUGGGCAGCACAUUUAAGGAUGGCAAGACUUUUGGCACAAUGAAGGACUUUCUUACUUCAUUUGUAAAUAGUGUCUAAAGAUCAAUCAAUUACCUUAGUAAUGAACAAAGUCUCAGACCGGAUGCUAAGAGAAUUAUCUAUUUCAUUACAGAUACCAAUCACUAAGAUAUUAUUUAAACUAAGAAAAUGGCAGAUCUGAUUAAAUUGAAUGUAAAAUUUUAUGCUCUUGGCCUUGGUUCUAUAAUUUCAGAUGAUACAUUAAAACUUCUUACUGAUGCUAAUAACUAAGCAUUUAGAUUCGAUGGUGUGGCAAGUCUAUCUUAAAGUUUGUACAAAUUGAAAGUUUUAAGCUAAACAUCACCCUUCUAACUAAACAUUGAUGCUAAAAUAUCAACAAGAUAAUAAAAUCAAGGAAUGUAAUACUAUUAAUUACUAUCGCCAUUAGCUGAUCAAACCUACAGCGAUUUAUAAAUCUAAAUAGACAAAAGUACCAGCAGUGACACAACGAACUUCCAAGUCUAUUACUCUAAGAAUUUUGUGAUACCAAAUCAGUAUUAUAAUGAUAAAUCAAUAGAUCCUGACUCUACAACCUUUUAAUUGAAAGUCAGAGAAGGCUAUAUUGGAAUAAUGAGCAAAUCAUCUUCGUAAUUUGAGACUCUUAACAUUGAAAAAUAAGAUUACUAUUCAGAUUCAGAUUGCAAAUCCGAAUGUAGUUACUGUAAGACUGACAAGACUUGCAAAUAUUGUAACUCAGGCUUUAAAACUGACUCAGCUGGAGGAUCAGUACUUUUCAUCAUCUUAAUUGUACUGCUAUCUCUUUAUAUUAGAAAAAGGAGAAAGAGAAACUUGCAAUGGCAGCUUGAAGAUACAACUCCGCUCAGUAGACAACUCUAUUGA
Molecule: messenger RNA, 1605 nt
Organism: Stylonychia lemnae
Lineage: Eukaryota; Ciliophora; Spirotrichea; Sporadotrichida; Oxytrichidae
Source: the annotation of a GenBank genome assembly